Ricinus communis (castor bean) is the source of this 1653-nucleotide messenger RNA. RefSeq names its product 26S proteasome regulatory subunit 6A homolog. Gene Ontology annotation, biological process: proteasome-mediated ubiquitin-dependent protein catabolic process. Lineage: Eukaryota; Viridiplantae; Streptophyta; Magnoliopsida; Malpighiales; Euphorbiaceae. The transcript is spliced from 10 exons. The record is from RefSeq and is a predicted model, not a curated record. Gene Ontology annotation, molecular function: ATP binding; proteasome-activating activity; ATP hydrolysis activity. Gene Ontology annotation, cellular component: proteasome regulatory particle, base subcomplex. Bases 159 to 1430 code for a protein of 423 amino acids.
AGACUGUCUUCUCCAACAAGUCGGGUCGAAUAAAAACCCUUUUUCUAUACAAAUUUCCUAAAAUUCAAAAAUUAUAAUAAAUCAGUGAAGUCUCCAUUUCAAUUCUCUCUUCUCUUUCUCUGUUUUGUAUCGUAAAUCAAGAAUAAAUCAGUAACACGAUGGCAACGCCGAUGGUGGAGGACACAAACUUUGAGGAUGAUCAGCUGGCUUCAAUGACGACAGAGGACAUAGUUAGAGCAUCUCGUCUUCUCGAUAAUGAGAUUCGCAUCCUCAAGGAAGAGUUGCAAAGAACGAAUUUGGAGUUGGAUUCGUACAAGGAGAAGAUAAAAGAAAAUCAAGAGAAGAUUAAGCUUAAUAAGCAAUUACCAUACCUUGUCGGCAACAUUGUUGAGAUUUUGGAAAUGAACCCUGAAGAUGAAGCUGAGGAAGAUGGUGCAAACAUUGACCUUGAUUCUCAAAGGAAGGGUAAAUGUGUAGUGCUGAAAACAUCUACUCGUCAGACUAUUUUUCUUCCUGUGGUUGGUCUUGUUGACCCUGACAAGUUGAAGCCUGGUGACUUGGUUGGAGUUAACAAAGAUAGUUACUUGAUCUUGGAUACUCUUCCAUCUGAGUAUGAUUCAAGAGUGAAAGCCAUGGAGGUUGAUGAGAAACCAACGGAGGACUAUAAUGAUAUUGGGGGUUUGGAGAAACAGAUCCAAGAGCUAGUAGAGGCAAUUGUGUUGCCCAUGACCCACAAGGAGCGAUUUCAGAAGUUAGGUAUUCGUCCUCCUAAAGGUGUUCUUUUGUAUGGACCUCCUGGGACAGGGAAGACAUUAAUGGCUCGUGCUUGUGCUGCACAAACCAAUGCUACUUUUCUAAAGUUGGCAGGCCCACAACUUGUCCAGAUGUUCAUUGGAGAUGGUGCCAAACUCGUCCGUGAUGCGUUUCAGCUUGCAAAAGAGAAAUCACCCUGCAUCAUAUUCAUAGAUGAAAUUGAUGCCAUUGGUACAAAGAGAUUUGACAGUGAAGUGAGUGGAGAUAGGGAAGUACAGAGGACCAUGUUAGAGUUGCUUAAUCAGCUUGAUGGUUUUAGUAGUGAUGAGAGGAUAAAGGUGAUUGCAGCAACAAAUCGUGCUGAUAUCUUGGACCCUGCUCUCAUGCGUUCUGGUCGAUUGGAUCGCAAAAUUGAGUUUCCUCAUCCAAGUGAAGAAGCAAGAGCUCGCAUUUUGCAGAUCCACUCAAGGAAGAUGAAUGUUCAUCCUGAUGUCAAUUUUGAAGAAUUGGCUCGGUCUACUGAUGAUUUCAAUGGGGCUCAAUUAAAAGCUGUUUGUGUAGAGGCUGGGAUGCUUGCACUUCGCCGAGAUGCAACUGAGGUGAACCAUGAGGAUUUCAAUGAGGGUAUAAUUCAAGUCCAAGCAAAGAAGAAAGCAAGCUUAAACUAUUAUGCAUAAAUUCAAAUGGCACUUCUUCUAUUCAAUCUCAAGCCAAGUAUAAAGCAGACUUCAAAUCAGAAUCUUUCACGUGAGAAUUGGACUUUUGGUUCUCUUCGUAUGCCUUGUAUGGAUCUUUUGCUGAACUUGUUGUAAAAGUUGAAGAUGUGAGAAGUUAUGCUGUACCUGCGUUGUUACUACAAUUUUAUUGAAAUGAAUGAUUUCCAACAAAGAAUUAUCGAUA